Messenger RNA from Mya arenaria, 642 nucleotides. Its product is annotated as notch homolog 2 N-terminal-like protein A. The record is from RefSeq and is a predicted model, not a curated record. Lineage: Eukaryota; Metazoa; Mollusca; Bivalvia; Myida; Myidae. The transcript has 6 exons. The coding region runs from base 1 to 642 and encodes 213 amino acids.
AUGUCACAUGAUCCCUUCUUCCAAUGCGGAUGUAACCAUGACUUUCGGGGACAAUUCUGUGAAGUUCACCCCUGUUCAUACAAUCAUUGCCAAAAUGGUGGAUCCUGUGUACCUUUGAACGGUGGUAAGAACGCCAGAUGUGUAUGCCCUCCAGAGUUUACAGGCCACCAUUGUCAGUACACAACUACCACAACGACCACCACCACAACGACCACAACUACACCGCCUACUACGACUGCAUACAUUGGAUACCUCCACUGCAACAAGUACUCAACCGUGGCGGACCUCGCCCACACAGCACCAGUAACCAAUCAGAACGCGUCUGAGUGUGUACACUCGCAAAGCCACGCCUCCUCAGAAGCCCUCGUAAUGCAUGAUUGUAAUGUAACCACACCAGAUACUUGGCAAAAAGGACGGAAGAUCGUUGGAAACUGUGCGUCUAUCCCAGCCUAUACUGCCAUUGGGACAUUUGCCAGUGACGCUUUCCCGACUGGACAGGGACUUGCCGGGAUAUUUCUGGAAUGCCUACCCAAUGGAUUUAAGGUGGCGUUACAGACAUGUGACCACUCAUCUAAGAUAAUACAUAUCGAAACAGGAGGGGUUGGUUUGUUGGAUCCGAACAUGUACUUCACCAUUCAGUAA